Molecule: messenger RNA, 2462 nt
Organism: Pseudonaja textilis
Lineage: Eukaryota; Metazoa; Chordata; Lepidosauria; Squamata; Elapidae
Gene: TM7SF2
Product: transmembrane 7 superfamily member 2
Biological process (GO): cholesterol biosynthetic process
Cellular component (GO): endoplasmic reticulum membrane; nuclear inner membrane
Molecular function (GO): Delta14-sterol reductase activity
Source: RefSeq, a predicted model, not a curated record
CUUGCCUAAGGCAAGCAUCGGCAGAGGGCGGGGAGGCCAGCUGUCAGGCUCUCUCGCCAGGUGUUCCGUGGACAGGUGCGCCUCCUCGCAUUCUCGCACAGAUUGAGACGGUGCCCGGCCAUUUAAUGGAGAUGAAGGCAUAAAAGAGACGCAGGAGUUCUCCAUAGGUGUUAAAAUCCCAACCGAAGACGCUUCAGGAUCUGAGCUCAGAAGGAAAAUGGAUCGGCUGAAGGUUCCCCGGACAAAAGAAUUGGAAUUUGGGGGUGUAUUUGGGGUAGCCCUCCUAAUGGUUGUGAUGCCCAGCACCGUCUUCUACCUACUCCUGGUCUGCAGGACAGAGCAGGCCAGCGCACUGAGCCCCCCUUGGCCGCUGCCCUCCCUCCGCUCCCUCUGGAGUCCCCAAGACUUCGCUCUGGUCCUGGCCUGGCUGGCAUUUCAAGCCUUGCUCUACUGGCUGCCCAUAGGGAAGAUCACGGAAGGAAGCCUUCUUCGGGAUAAGAGCCGGCUGCAAUAUCGCAUUAAUGGUUUCUAUGCCAUGUUGGUUACAGCGCUGGUGUUGGGUGCCGGACUGGCUGGCGGGUUGCGCCUGAGCUACAUCUACGAUCACAUCCUGCAGCUGGCCUUUGCAGCGACGGUCCUGGCUUUUGGUCUCAGCGUCCUUCUCUAUUUCAAGGCUCUGCUGGCCCCAGAAACAGCCUUGGCUCCCAGUGGGAAUUCAGGAAACCCCGUUUAUGACUUCUUCAUGGGCCACGAGUUGAACCCGCGCCUUGGGCUCUUCGAUCUCAAAUUCUUCUGCGAGUUGCGCCCAGGUCUCCUCGGCUGGGCCCUGAUCAACAUGGCAAUGUUGGUUAAAGAGACAGAGCUGAGAGGCAGCCCCUCUCUGGCCAUGAUCCUGGUUAAUGCCUUCCAGUUCCUCUACGUGGUAGACGCCCUCUGGCAUGAGGAGGCCGUUCUCACCACAAUGGAUAUCGUCCAGGAUGGCUUUGGGUUCAUGCUCGCUUACGGGGACCUGGCCUGGGUGCCGUUCCUGUACAGCCUCCAGUCCUGCUUCCUGGUGACUCACCCCCAGAAGCUUAGCCUGCCUCUGGCGGGGGGCAUUGUCCUGCUAAACGCCCUGGGGUAUUCCAUAUUCCGUGGUGCCAAUUCCCAGAAAAACACCUUCCGACGGAAUCCUGCUGAUCCCAGAGUGGCUGGGCUCCGGACAAUCCCUACGGCAACCGGUCGGCGACUCCUGGUCUCUGGCUGGUGGGGUUUUGUGCGACACCCCAACUAUUUAGGGGACCUGAUCAUGGCUUUUGCAUGGUCCUUGCCCUGCGGCUUCACUCACAUCUUGCCUUAUUUUUAUAUCCUCUAUUUCACUCUGCUGCUCGCUCAUCGGGAUGCCCGGGACGAGCACCAAUGCCGGAGGAAGUACGGGCUGGCGUGGCAAGAAUAUUGCCGGCGUGUCCCCUACCGGAUUGUCCCGUAUCUCUACUGAAUCCCUAAAUCCCCGUUUUCCACGUGGUCGCUGGACUCACCUCAGGGCAGGAUGGUCUCCUGGCUUCCUGGCAGCAUGAGAGAGAAGACAGCGGCAGGGCCUGGCAAAGGGGGGGGAAAGCGCCAGCAGUUCAUCGCUGUUUCUCCAAACUUUGCCCCCUCGAGACGGCUGGAGUUUUCUUCCACAGACAUUCGCCGCCUGGGGAAAUCUUCCUUUGACCUCCUUUCCUGCCUUCCAAUGGUCUAGAUUUCUGCUCCUGAUUAGGAAAAGAGACUGGAAAAAUAAGACUUUGGAGCCAGAAUCAUUUUUAUCGAAAUAGAUUGAUUUUUUCUUUUUAGGACCCAGAAUAACAGAGUAACAGAAUAACAGAAGGGACCUCAGAGGUCCUCUAGUCCAUCUCCCUGACUCGGCCUAUACUUAAUUUUGGACUAAUGGUUGUCCAGUCUUUCCUUAAAACCACCCGUGAUGGAGCAGCCACAACUUCCAGAAACAAGGGCUCCUAUCAUACCCGUCUCAGCUGGAGCUUCUAAGCAGGAACAUGAAGGGCAUUUGUUUAAAAAGGGAAUACUUUCGCAAAGGUCAAGUGAAUUACAGCAAAGCAAAGCCAGAACUGAGAUUCACAGGCCACAAAAUCACUAAGUUCCAGUCCCCCCCCCCCUGUCCCCCCCCGCCCCCCAAUCAAUCAAGCUCUUGCAAGGUGUUUCUAUCAGGGCCAGUCUGAGCUCCUCUUUCUGUGUGACUUUGGAGCACUUUCUGUCCCUUCCGCCUCCUUCCUUCCCCACAGAGCGUGGCAGGCCCAAGCAGGCCUAAAGUGGCAGCUGACUCUGUCAGGAAACGUCUCCAUAGUCCCAGGUUGGAUCUCCCUCUGACCAGCUUCUGCCCCGUGCUCCUCGUCCUGCCUCCUGGUGCUUUGGAGAUUAAGGCAAGGCCCUCUUCUCUUCCGACAGCCUGUUCUGACCCAAACUUUGUUCCAAGGAAACAAACA